Messenger RNA from Lathyrus oleraceus (garden pea), 1506 nucleotides. RefSeq names its product seed linoleate 9S-lipoxygenase-3. Gene Ontology annotation, biological process: lipid oxidation. Gene Ontology annotation, molecular function: oxidoreductase activity, acting on single donors with incorporation of molecular oxygen, incorporation of two atoms of oxygen; metal ion binding. The record is from RefSeq and is a predicted model, not a curated record. The transcript has 5 exons. Bases 1 to 1506 code for a protein of 501 amino acids. Lineage: Eukaryota; Viridiplantae; Streptophyta; Magnoliopsida; Fabales; Fabaceae.
AUGACUGAUGAAGAAUUUGGAAGAGAGAUUGUUGCUGGCGUAAAUCCUGGCCUAAUUCGCGCCCUCCAGGAUUUUCCUCCAAAAAGUAAGCUUGACAGUGCAAUCUAUGGUGAUCAUACCAGCACAAUAACCAAAGAGCAGAUAGAGCUUAACUUGGAGGGUUUCAGUACUCUUGAUGAGGCUAUACAAAACAAGAAACUGUUCUUGCUAGAACACCAUGACACAAUAAUUCCAUAUCUAAGGCUAAUAAACUCAACUUCAACCAAAGCUUAUGCUUCAAGAACCAUUCUUUUCUUGAAAAAUGAUGGAACUUUAAGGCCUUUAGCCAUUGAGUUAAGCCUUCCACAUCCUCAAGGAGAUCAAUUCGGCGUUGUUAGUAAUGUCUACUUGCCUGCAAUUGAAGGUGUUGAAGCUACAAUUUGGCUACUUGCUAAGGCUUAUGUUAUAGUAAAUGACUCAUGCUUUCACCAACUUGUCAGCCACUGGUUGAAUACUCAUGCAGUUGUCGAACCUUUUGUGAUAGCGACGAAUAGGCAACUUAGUGUGCUUCAUCCUAUUUAUAAGCUAUUACAUCCGCAUUAUCGCGAUACGAUGAAUAUAAAUGCACUUGCUAGACAAUCCUUAGUCAAUGCAGAUGGUAUUAUUGAAAAAACAUUCUUGUGGGGAGGGUAUGCUAUGGAGAUAUCAUCAAAAGUUUAUAAGGAUUGGGUUUUUACAGACCAAGCCCUACCUGCCGAUCUCAUCAAAAGAGGAAUAGCGGUUGAGGAUUCAACUUCGCCUCACGGUCUUCGUCUAGUGAUAGAGGACUACCCGUAUGCUGUUGAUGGGCUCGAUAUUUGGGAUGCUAUUAAGACGUGGGUGCAAGACUAUGUUUCGAUAUACUUCAUAUCAGAUGAGAAAAUUCAGCAAGACACUGAACUCCAAGCUUGGUGGAAAGAAGUUGUUGAAGUAGGCCAUGGUGACAAGAAAGGCGAGGCGUGGUGGCCUAAAUUGCAAACUCGCGGAGAUUUGAUUCAUGUUUGUAAUAUUAUCAUAUGGACUGCUUCAGCUCUUCACGCAGCUGUUAAUUUUGGACAAUAUCCGUAUGGAGGUUUCAUAUUAAACCGUCCAACUCUCAGUAGGCGAUUAAUGCCAGAGAAAGGUACUCCUGAGUACGAUGAGCUAUCGACUAACCCUCAAAAGGCUUAUUUGAAAACAAUUACACCAAAGUUUCAAACUCUUAUCGAUCUAUCAGUCAUAGAAAUCUUGUCGAGGCAUGCUUCUGAUGAGUACUACCUUGGACAAAGAGACAGUGCUGAGUAUUGGACUUCUGAUACAAACGCCUUAGCAGCUUUCAAGAAGUUUGGAAAAACACUAGCUGAAAUUGAGGGACAACUCAUUCUGAGGAACACUAAUGAAUCAUUGAGAAACCGAGUUGGGCCGGUUAGCAUGCCUUAUACUCUUCUCUAUCCUUCAAGUGAGGAAGGACUUACUUUUAGAGGAAUUCCCAACAGUAUCUCGAUCUAA